CCGUGAAUCGACAACUGUACUUUUCCUCGCCGUUUCAACUACAAAAAUCCGUUUCAGUGCCCCGAUCGCCACCCACCGAAUAUAUCCUUCUCUGACAAUCUCUCUCAUUAAGCUUUGUAAUGGAGGGUCGUGGGUCGUCUAAACGGGACUCCGUGACUUGCGGGUCGUGGAUACGGAGACCCGAGAAGGUCAAUCUGGUGGUAUUAGGCAAGUCCGGGCAUGGCGAUUCCUCUCCUCCUGUUCUCGAGAUCUUCUCCUUCGACCACAACACCAAUUCCCUCUCUAAUUCUCUGGCUACCUUUGCGUUUGAAGAUGGCGAAGGCGAUCCCGUAGCUAUUGCGGUGCACCCGAACGGAGACGAUGUUGUUUGCUCCACGACUAGCGGUGGUUGCAAAUUAUUUGAGAUUUGUGGCGGAGAAGCAAACAUAAAGGUGUUGGCCAAAGCAUUACCUCCUCUUCAAGAUGUUGGUCCACAGAAAUGCCUAGCAUUUAGUGUUGAUGGAUCUAAAUUUGCUGCUGGUGGAAUGGAUGGGCAUCUUAGAAUCUUGGAGUGGCCGGGCCUGCGCAUAAUUCUAGAUGAACCGAGAGCACACAAAUCCAUUCGUGAUUUAGACUUCAGCCUGGACUCAGAAUUUUUGGCCACAACUUCUAAUGAUGGCUCAGGAAGAAUAUGGAAGACGGAAGAUGGGGUUCCUUUGACUUCUUUGGUUCGAAAAUCGGAUGAAAAGAUUGAAUUAUGUCGAUUCUCUAAGGAUGGGACGAAACCAUUUUUAUUUUGUGCCACUCAAAUGGGUGAUAAGUCUGUUAUUGCAGUUUAUGACAUAAGCACGUGGAACAGAAUUGGGUUUAAGAGGCUCCUCAGAAAGCCUGCAUCCAUAAUGUCCGUCAGUCUGGACGGGAAAUACCUUGCUCUUGGAAGCAAAGAUGGAGAUAUCUGUGUAGCUGAAGUUAAGAAAAUGGAGAUCUGUCAUUGGAGUAAGAGGCUACACCUGGGAACAUGCAUUGAAACAUUAGAAUUUUGCCCCAAUGAAAGGGUUGUGCUUACCACUUCCGGUGAAUGGGGUGUUGUGGUGACUAAAUUAACUGUGCCUUCAGAUUGGAAAGAGUGGCAGAUUUAUGUGCUGCUUCUAGGACUAUUUUUGGCUUCACUUGUUAUAUUUUACAUACUUUUCAAGAAUUCGGAUUCAUUCUGGAACUUACCACAACCUGGAAAACCAAAGAUUGAAGCCAUGUUUGGAGAUCCACAGUCAUCUGAUGAUAUUUUCGGACCGGUGGAUUUAUGAACAUUUGUUAUACUUUGUCACCUUGAAGUCACUGAAAGUAGAAUUUGUAGGGAUCAAACUAAAGUUAUCAUGUAAAUGAGCAAUUUUAGUUCUAUCUUUAAGCUUUCUAAUGUUUGUACUCUGUAUUUCAGUGGAAAUGUAGAAUAAUUUAGGCUUCAUUUGCCACUUGUCAUACCAAGAUGUAAUAUCCUAACUUUAUAUGAUAUACAUAAUUUUAAGACCCUAUAAGCACACAGCUUGGUUGAGCAA
This is a messenger RNA of Tripterygium wilfordii, 1532 nucleotides long. RefSeq names its product SEC12-like protein 1. Gene Ontology annotation, cellular component: endoplasmic reticulum membrane. NCBI's taxonomy places the organism in Eukaryota, Viridiplantae, Streptophyta, Magnoliopsida, Celastrales, Celastraceae. Gene Ontology annotation, molecular function: GTPase activator activity; guanyl-nucleotide exchange factor activity; protein binding. The record is from RefSeq and is a predicted model, not a curated record. Gene Ontology annotation, biological process: protein secretion. The transcript is spliced from 10 exons. The coding region runs from base 120 to 1283 and encodes 387 amino acids.